AUGGAUGCUGAUUUUGAAGACCGUUUUAUCGGCCAAACGAAUUACUGUUGGAUAAUUCCUUGCCUUUUAGCAUUCCUACCGCCCCACGAUAUGGAACUUGAGGGCCUGGCCCUGUGGUCAUAUGUGCUUGGGUGGCUAACGUGCUCCAUCUCGAUUAUCGCACGAUACACAGGACCGGGACUCGCGUGGGAUGACGCAUAUCUCGUCUUUUGCGUCCUCGUCAUAGUCGCCAGCAAAUCAGUCUGUCACUUUGCCUGGGCUGCAGGCGUCGGGAAGCCAUUCUCACAAGUGCCGCCCCAAGACCGGUCGCAGGCCAUCUUCAUGAGCAUCCUGUCGACGGCCGUCGUGCCGUGGGAGUUUACGCUGCCCAAGCUGGCCAUCGUCGUGUUCAUCCAAAAGAUCGUCCCGACCAGCAGGAGACGGUCCCGGACCUGGCUUGCCGCCUGCGCCAUCUCCUUUGCGAUCAUGUUGUGCAUCAGCGUCUGGCAGUUUGCGCAGUGCAGGCCCGUGUCGCAGGUGUGGGAUCCCGUGCCUGGUGGGAGCUGCGCCGAUCCCAGGAUCAACGCCGCGCUGGCUUACACCAGCUCGGUCAUCUCGAGCGCCAUCGAUCUCGCCAUCUGCCUCUGCUCCGUGCCUGUCUUCCUGGGCCUGCAGAUGAGCGCCCGAAACAAGGCCACCGUCAUUGCUGCCGUGAGCUUUGGCACACUUGCCUUCAUCGCGGCCAUGGUCAAGAUGGUUUUCCUCAAGGAUCUGGUCCACAUGCCUGAUGACCCUACAGGCGAUGCAGGCUCCAUCAUCCCCCUAUACAUGUUGGUCGACCUGGAAUCCAUGCUGUUGAUACUGGGCGCCUGCAUGGGGUCAGUUUUCAAGCUCUUCAAGCCGAAGCCCCGCCGAGACACGGGACAGAUGGAAAGCAGCAGCUGUAGAAAGUCCUCCUUCCUCACCAGCUUCAGCAUAUUUGGUCGAGGCGACUCGAUGCACUAUUCUACCAGACCCUAG
Molecule: messenger RNA, 999 nt
Organism: Pyricularia oryzae 70-15
Lineage: Eukaryota; Fungi; Ascomycota; Sordariomycetes; Magnaporthales; Pyriculariaceae
Exons: 4
Coding region: 1-999 (332 amino acids)
Source: RefSeq, a predicted model, not a curated record